AAAAAAAAUGAUACUCCAAAACCUAUUGGUGGUUACUCCCCCAUAGUCAUUGCUAAACCUCGUCCGUAUAAUGAAACCCAAGAUCUUAUAACCCAAAUUAAUUUGAUCUAUGAUCAAAUUACAGAAGCUAAGACUCAUAGUGACCCUACUGGCAUCUUGGUUCAUGCCUACUACCUAGGAGAAAGACUCAGUACUAUAAGUCCUACUGACAAAACCCUUGGGGGUCAAACAACUUUACCGGGCCAGUCAUACUACUCUUACCCAAAUCAAGAAACUCACCGUCCUCGAAUACAACAAAUUACUCCACCUAAUUCCUGUGGAACAGGUUUUCUCUAG
Molecule: messenger RNA, 336 nt
Organism: Dentiscutata erythropus
Lineage: Eukaryota; Fungi; Glomeromycota; Glomeromycetes; Diversisporales; Gigasporaceae
Source: the annotation of a GenBank genome assembly